Messenger RNA from Plasmodium coatneyi, 870 nucleotides. Its product is annotated as Thioredoxin. The transcript has 4 exons. Gene Ontology annotation, molecular function: oxidoreductase activity, acting on a sulfur group of donors, disulfide as acceptor. Lineage: Eukaryota; Apicomplexa; Aconoidasida; Haemosporida; Plasmodiidae. Gene Ontology annotation, cellular component: cytoplasm. The coding region runs from base 106 to 579 and encodes 157 amino acids. The record is from RefSeq and is a predicted model, not a curated record.
CUUUUUUUUUUUUUUUAAGUUUUUUUUUUUUAUAUAAGCUUUUUUCUUAUUUUUUUUUAACGCCGAGUUUUUUUCCCGCGAAAACGGACUAUCUACCAAUCCACGAUGAAGUUUUUAACUUUUCUCUUCUUCCUUUUUUUUGGCUUCCUCUCCUUUCACGAUGUCACGAGUACGAAGGAUAUUCCAGCCCAACCGGCUGACGCUCCCCUAACUCCACUGAACAAAUUCGACAAGUACUUUCUACGCAUGUACAACAAAUCCUCCAGAUUACAACAGGGCGGAGGGGGCUACGUAAAUGGAGUUAACAUGAAGAAUACGAUUUUCAUUUUGUACUUCUUCGCAAAAUGGUGCCACGCUUGUAAAAUGCAAGCAACCGAAAUGGACAAACUGGAAAAGUACUACGGCAAGCGAAUAUACAUUUUGAAGGUGGACAUAGACCAGAACGAAGCCAUGGCUAGAAAAUUCGCCGUCAAGUCCCUACCCACAAUUAUCAUCAUGAAAAAUAAGGCAGUACUGGCGAGGAAAGAUCACUUCGUCAAUAGUAACGAUUUGGUUUCUCUUGUAAGGAAACAUUUGUAAGACCCCCCCCUUGCGUCAUGGUGCUAUUGGAGAAACUAACGAAGUUUUGGGGAUAACCGCAUUGGACAUAGGACACUUUUGAUUCAUCCCUUUUUGCAUUUUCUUUUUUUAACUUCCCUCUUUUGGUGCCCCCGUCACUUCUCAGUCUGAGCCUGGUUAUCAGCUUGCAACUUCAUAACCUUUAACAUGAGUUUAUUUUUUUUUUCAUUUUCCUUUUUUUCGCGCUUCGCCUUAUUGAUGAUUUCGUUUUUAUCAUCUUCGCCGAUUUCGCUGUGACAAAUGCAGCACGUC